This is a messenger RNA of Fusarium graminearum PH-1, 1026 nucleotides long. RefSeq lists its product as uncharacterized. Lineage: Eukaryota; Fungi; Ascomycota; Sordariomycetes; Hypocreales; Nectriaceae. The record is from RefSeq and is a predicted model, not a curated record. The coding region runs from base 1 to 1026 and encodes 341 amino acids. The transcript has a single exon.
AUGCGCGGAUAUAUCCCCCUUCUACUGGCUCUUUCUGCCUCUUUCACAACCGCUGCUGCUCUCCCCAAGCCCAGAAUUCAACUUCGCGAUAAUGCAAGCAGACCUGCAUACUCAGUUGUCCCUCUGGAGCCUGGUAACGAUGAUCCCUCCUCAGAUGGCGGAGAUGGAAAUGGCGGCAGUGGUAGUGGCAGCGGGAAUGGGAGCGGUAGCGGAGAUGACAAUGGAGAUGAUGUCGUGACAGUCAUUCAAACAGUGGUUCAGACACAAAAGCCCGUCACUCAGGUCAUCACGCAAACAGAGAAGCCAAGCAUCAUUACAGUGCCUGGAAAGACUGUCACCAAGGCUGUUCCCACUACCGUCUCCAUCAUCAACCUGGAUGAUCAAUCAGUCGUUACCCAGACAGUCACUGUUUCUCACACCAGUGCGUCCGCGUCCAAGAAGUCGGAAGAGCCGACAGCCACAGAGGAGCCAGAAACUGCCGAAAGUGAAGUGGUGACGACAGCUCAAGAACCAUCCGAUUCUUUGACUUCUGCUACUGCCCCAGGCGUGACCUCCCAGCCUCAGCCCAAUCCCCAACCACAGCCUCAGCCAGAGCCAGAGCCAUCUACCAUCGUCGAACCUGUUCCGAACAUCGAAACAUCAGCAACAUCUGAGACCCAAUCUGUCGUUAUUGAAACCGUCACCGUAACUCUGACUUCUUCAUCAAGCGAAAGCUGGUCGGCGACUCAAGUCCCAGAGAGCACUGCAGCUCCUUCAUUGGAUUCCGCAGUGGCACCCAUUCCACCGCAAGAGACCUUUGUUCCCGACCCUGCUAGUAACCAGGGCGAAGAAUCCUGGUCUUCCGCCACGGUACCUUACAAACCCCCAGUCGUGCCCACGACUCUUCUUACAUCUCGUAUCACUACCACCACUACCUCAGCCUACCAACACAUCACCCCUGAGCCAACCUCUUCUUCAAAGACACAUGAUAAUGGAGCGUGGCACACUACUUACCCGGCCUGGAGCGACAAUGAUUUGGCAAUGUGA